Messenger RNA from Labrus mixtus (cuckoo wrasse), 1354 nucleotides. It is a transcript of the gene lyve1a, whose product is annotated as lymphatic vessel endothelial hyaluronic receptor 1a. Gene Ontology annotation, biological process: cell adhesion. NCBI's taxonomy places the organism in Eukaryota, Metazoa, Chordata, Actinopteri, Labriformes, Labridae. The record is from RefSeq and is a predicted model, not a curated record. The coding region runs from base 124 to 927 and encodes 267 amino acids. Gene Ontology annotation, cellular component: plasma membrane. Gene Ontology annotation, molecular function: transmembrane signaling receptor activity; hyaluronic acid binding. The transcript is spliced from 6 exons.
AGAGUGCACACACCCCAGUGGACAGAAUCACCUCUAUUUAACCCUGGCAUUUUGGCUCUCAGACGCACAAUCUGUGCAGCUCUCGCCCGCAGCAUUCAUCAUUCAUCUGUCUUCUGACCAGUCAUGACUAUGAUCUGCCAUUGCAUUGCAUUGCUGAUGUCGAUUGCUUCAGUCACCUCUGAUCAAAAUAUCAACACAAGCCACAUCAGAGUUUUUCCAGGAAAAAAUCAAAGUGUUGCAGGAGUAUUCCAGGUUAGUUUCUUAAACAAACUCAACCAACCUGACUACGCUUACAAUGCCUCUGAAGCUCGACAGCUCUGCUCGAGCCUCGGAGUGAAACUGGCCUCUAAAUCUGAAGUGCGGACAGCUCUCUCCAGAGGUUUCGAAACAUGCAGGUAUGGAUGGAUCGAUGAACAUUUUGCAGUGAUUCCCCGCAGUAAAGCCCUUUCUAACUGUGGCCAAAACCAGACAGGCUUGGUGACGUGGAGGACCUCUGUUACUAAAAAGUUUGAUGUGUUUUGCUUCAAUGAAUCAGAUGCAGCCAUACAAUUGAGGGAUACAACAACUGAUAGCAGUUUAAGGUACUCCACACAGACCCUGCUCUCUUUGUCCUCCUCCACCUCUCCUCCUUCUUCCUCCUCUACUCCUGAAACCUCAGAAAGUGAGGAGAAACCAGUCCUGUUUGUCGGCAGGGCACAAGGCUCCUCUGGGGGAAAGGCUAUUCUCAUCAUCACAACUUGUGCCCUUUUCCUGAUUGCAGUAAUCAUCCUGGCAUACUUAAAACUGCGGAACAGUCACACUGACGUGAAGCAGCAGCCGGAAGAAUACAUUGAGACCGAGGAGUGGACGAGUGUGAAGGUUAUAAAGGAAACACAGACAGCUGCUCAGGAAGAUGAGAGGAUAGAAGUGGACGACGAUACAAGUUAAACAUUCUUCCAAUAUGAGGUUCUACAGAUACAAUCUACAGAGAAGUUGUGAUGAGUAUUCAUUUUAAGAAAGAAGGUGUGCCUUUUGUUGUGUCUUGAAAGCAAUGUAACAUAAGGGUGGUAAAGUACAUUUAUUUUUGUAUAUUACAUGUUUUUUUUUAAAUAAUAUUUUCAGUUACAUGAUGCAAUUUGGCCACUAGAUGGCAGUGUUGGCGAUACAAUCUUUGUAAGGACGGAAUACUUUUUUACUGACACCAUUUGCUGCUUUGUUUAGUGUAAAUACAAUGGGUUUUUUUUCAAUUUAAAAUACUUUUGUAAAAGGCACGUUUCAUCACGAACAUAGAAUUCUCCCAGAUCACUAAAGAAAUGGACGUAUGUAGCCAUAACUCACUAAAACCUCAUUAAAACAAGCUAUUUUAUGGAGAAAC